Boleophthalmus pectinirostris (great blue-spotted mudskipper) is the source of this 950-nucleotide messenger RNA. RefSeq lists its product as uncharacterized. The transcript is spliced from 5 exons. The record is from RefSeq and is a predicted model, not a curated record. NCBI's taxonomy places the organism in Eukaryota, Metazoa, Chordata, Actinopteri, Gobiiformes, Gobiidae. Bases 135 to 950 code for a protein of 271 amino acids.
GGAGCCUGUAUAUUUGACUGACAGCUCUGAUGUCCAAUCACAUCUCAUUUCUGCAUUUGUCCCGCCCACUUUGAGAGAAGAGGAAUACUACCAUGUCUUCUUAAGCUACAGCAGCACUGACUACAGAUGGACCCAUGCACUGGUGGACAGACUGGAGGCUGCUGGGCUGCAGUCGCUGGUGCCUUCUGGAAGCCAACAUGUCUCUGUUCAGAGACUGCCUGGAGAGGAAGCCCAUCAUCCCUGUUCUCCUGGAGCCAGAGGUGUGUGUCCCUCUGCACCUGUGUCACCUCACCUACCUCGAGGCCGACCACCCCGACUUCAUCAACAAGCUGCUGCACGUGCUCUGCACCCCCAACAGGGAGCUCCGGGGGGCGUCUGUGGUGCCGUACCAGCCUCCUUCAGUCUACAACGGUAAAGCGCUCCAGUCACUCACCGCCGCCAACGAGGAGAGCCUGAGGUCUUGGGACGCCGGCGUGUUUAGUGACAUGGACAUCCCCGACCAGCUCCGCCUCAUCGUGCACAAUGAAGACACCUACAGGCAGGCCAUCGCCAUCAUCAACAAAGUCUCACAAACCAAACUCUGUCUCUGGAGACGGGAUGACGAUCGGAACAUAGUGAGGGAGAUGCAGAAAGCUGUAGGCCAAGCAAAUGUUCUCAUGUCAAAGGAGAAGGUCUUGAUGGGUUGUCGGUCUAAUUCCAAGAUCUACCUGGUGUAUGUUUCUCUGGACGGAUGCAGACAGGUGUUUGAGGAGACUUUUUCAGAGAGGGCCUGCUCUGAAGACAUGUUUAACCGAGCACUCUUGUUCUUCUCUUCGGGCUACACAUGUUGUCUCGCUAAAAAACACUUCCCCUUCGACACACCGGUCUCUAGUGGCCACCUGCCCAGAACUGUGUGCUUCUGUCAGUAUGUCCGUCACCAACUGGACAAAGGACAGUGGCUGGACCAGUGA